ACCCGUGGACAUUGUCCUCGAGGCGCCUUCUAAUGAAGCCGCAUCGCUCUGUUACUCCGGUUGCCUUCCUCGGUUGCUGUUUUUAUUACUAGUACUCUAGUAGGUGCUUGUGAAGUAACACCUCAAAGAGCCAGAACAGAUCUGAUAGAUACCACCGGUAGCUAGCUAGAUCCAUUCUGCUGCUACCAAUCCCAUUGCUGUUACCUGAGAGAGAGAAGAGAGCACUGUUGUGUCCAAGAUAAGAAAGAAGGACUUGUCUAUUCUCCCCUGCUCAAGUCAUUACCAUAGAGGAGCUAGCGGAGUGUCACUACAGUAUCAUCAGAUCUGGAAGUGCGAAAAGCGGUACCAGCGUGAGCUUAUUACGGUCCCGGACAAACCUUACCUUGUUUACCUUACUCGAGCUGAGGCAAUAAUACAUACAUACUGAAGAAAGAGAGAGAGACCAGCUAGCCACUAGCAAUCCAAGAUGUCGCGACAACUACUACAACCACACAGCGACGACGACGAGGACACGGCGCAGUUGGAGACGAUGGAAGACGAGAGUCAGCCACAGGCAGUCAUGGGCAGCAACUACUUUACAGCCACCGAUGAUGACGACGAGGACGACGAGAUCCAAGCGUUCGAAGUGGCCAUGCAACAACAGCAACACGAUGAUGCUAGUGACACUGACAGUAGUGACGACCAGCGGCUGCCCAUUGUUCCUGCCAUGGCCGAAGAAGGUCAUCCCGACAACACAGCCAAACAUCGGGAAGAAGAAAGCAGCGGCAGUGGUCCCUUUCAAGACGAGCCCUACUCCACCACCACCAAUACCACGUCCAUGACCAACACCACCGCGUCGGAACGAAAUCUCCUCGACGAAGAAGGCGACGACCAAUUUCGACCCUUGGACGACAGUUUCAUGAGAGACAAUACCAACCACACAGCUCCCAAUCCGUCCACUGGAGGAGACUUUCUGGGACUCCGCAGUCAACAACAACUACACCCACAGCAGCAACAUCCACCACAAGGCGGCAAACAACGACGCAAUUCUCUCGCCUUGCGCAAAAAUAUUCCGGCACAAUUCACGUUUGCCGGAAUGGCGCCAUCCUCCAUGAACAGCAGUGACCUCUACGAUGUCACCAACGACAUUGAUGCCUUUGUCGAACAACAGCAACGAGCGCCCAAUAAUAACAACAAUAACAACAACAACAAGACGCGCACAACGGCCAAUUUGUUGUUGUUGCACACGGACGACACGUCGUCGGCCGUCGAAAAACGAAGGGCCGCCGCCGGAUCCAGUAUUUCUUCAGCGCCGCCCGACAAGAAACGAACCAGUCCCAGCAAUCCUCGCAAAUGGGGAUUGCUGCGUAGCACCUGUUUGAAUCCACGCUUUUCGCUACAGACACAACUCAUGCUGUCGUUUGGAUUCGUCAGUGUCGUCAUGAUUUCCACCGUCAUGGCCAUUUGCAUCAUUGUCACCAUUUUGUCGGGACAAAAUGUCAAUCAAAUCACCACCGAUACGUUUGAAAAUUUGGCCACCAACAUGGGAGGGACCACGUCGCGGUAUAUUGCCGAAUUCUUGACGUACCGACUAUUGCCGACCGAUCUGGUCGCCAUUGUUUGGGAAACCACUCGUGAUCGCAUGGCGGGAUAUCCCGAUGCGCCCGGAUUUGACGUUGAUGCCCAAGUCCCCUUUUUGGAUACAAUUUCCCAAACCAAUCGAUAUCCCAUUGUGGCACCGCCGUUGCCACUCGAUUGGCAGAUUGACUCUAAUGUCCAUGCCGACAAUUACCAAGAACACGUCCAACAAGAACGAUGGUCCUGGUAUCAAAUGAACAAUCGCUACGCCAGUAGUAGCAGCACCACUACUAGAAUACAACAAACCGCACUCAGUACCGCCACGGCGGGAUUCUUCAUGCAAGGCAUGUGUAAUCCCAAUGUCACGGACGCACUACAUCCACACUAUUAUCCCAAUUGCUCGCCGGAACACAAUGACAUUGCCACGGGAGGUGUCGUGGCACCCACCGACUUGACGGGCAUACUUCAUCGCAAGGGAUCCGAUCUCAGUCCCAUUCUCAAAUCGCUCUACGAAUAUCAUCAAGACAUGAAAACCAUUGGAGUUGCCUUUGCCAAUCGAGGGGCCGGGGCAACGGUUCAGUAUCCACUCUAUUCCUUGCAUUCCAGUGCCACCUACGUCUCACAAGGAUGUGACUGGAUGCAUCAACCCAAUCCGUACAAACCAUACCAAACCAUUGCCGGUGUCUCCGACAUGGCCCUCGCCAGCAAAUGUCAUCCCGUCGGUACCAACGUCUCGUUUCGAGAAUACAAUCCCAUGGAACAAGAAUGGUGUCGCAAACAGGCAUUGGAACCGGAAAAAUUUCACAUCGAAGGACCGCAUCUCGAUGAUGCCUCGUGGCACGGAAUUGACCAAUAUCGAUGGGUCAUGACCAUUGGACGUGCCAUGUACGAUCGGGUUACACUCGAGUUUAUUGGGUGCAUUCGGGCCACAAUCGUGUUGGACUUUUUGGAUCAACUCUUGGCGGAUGCCUGCGUCACGGAUCGAUCGCACAUUACCGUGGUAAAAUGGGAUGAUGUCGGAACUGUUGUGGCAUCGUCGGCACGAGACAUGACACAGGCCAAUACUACGGUGACGGUGGAUCAACUCGAACAGAGUGUCGGAAUGACCAUGGAGAAUUAUCAGGAACUCAAGAAUUUGGUCGAUUACACUACCGAGUGGAAUAGUACGGAUGUGCGAAAUCGAUACGAGUCCUUUGUGACCAGCAAUGAUGGGUUUUGGAUUGCCGCCUACCCCAUGCCGCCGCCACCGGAAGAGUACGAUCCGGAGUAUCGACCGCAGUUCUUGGCAGUCAAAUCCUUGUCGCGAGAUGAUGUCUUCAAUCAUGUGCAAGCAUCACAGGGGACGGUGGAUGACAGUGUCAAUGAUCUCGUCAAUUUGACACUUUUGAUUGGAGUCAUUGGGUUGGCCACGGUUCUGGUCAUUGUGGCGCUGGUCUCCAACAGACUGACAUUACCGCUCCGAUUCAUGAACGAGGUCGCCAGCAAUAUUGUCAACAACUAUGUGGACAAAAAGGAAGACGGCAUCGAUUACGAAAAGCCAGAAGAAUAUCAUUCUAGAUGUACCCCACGAACGGAGAUCAGCGAGGUUGUCGCCGAAUUCCAGAAAAUGGUGGCACGCUUUUCUGGCUCUGCCAAUGCCAAGGCAAUGAAAAUCAAGUUCACCGAAGUCUGGAAUCGAUUUGAAAUGUACGCUCAAUUUGCGGACUUGUAUGCUGCACGAGAAGAGGCUAGUUUCAAAAAGUACAGAAUGUGCAAAUGCACGACAAGUCAUGACGACGACCAAUCUGCAGAUCAAGCGACAACCACAGAACCGAAACGAAAGCACUUUGGGACAGUCUUGUGCACACAGGAUGACGUUCCACCAACUGUAAUCCAGAAAGAGGCACCGGAGGAUCUCAAGGCUCUGCCGGAGAAAUCACAGAGAUUGCUGUCUCCCCUCUUCUUGUGGAUAGUGUUUCUGAUUGGCACUCCUCUCCUGGUGAUAACAAUCGCGCUUACCGCAAUUGUCACAUACAACAUCAACAGCGAAUUCCCGACGCUUGCGCAAGACGCAAAGGCAGAUUACCUGGAUAUGGAAUUGUUUGCGCUACAGAUCUAUGUUGGUCUUCGGGCAAAUUUCGUUUCAGCAGUCACCUCACAGUCCACAAGAGACUUGCACCUUGUCACCAGGUAUGCUAGCUGGCUGCUCUUUGACGGGAUUGAACGAACCGAUUCCUUUACAGAAAUGGCUGCUGGAUCGGAAGAGUGCAAAUGGUACGACGAUUACUCUGAAUGCCCAUUUUUUCAAGAGAAUCCGUGUUCUUGUGAUUGGAAUACAGGUCACGACGAUUGCCAGUGGUACGACAUCGACAGCAGGUAUCUUCAAAAGCUCCUGGCCACGACUGAAGCCUUGGAUCUACUUCCUGAUGGCGACAGAAACGCGACAAGCUAUCCCAAAGUGGCAUAUUCCCCCAAUACGACAGCCUGGUUUCACAAUACUUCAGAGCUUCCCGGCGCUGAAAAGGGGAAUGCAGCGUCUGGUCAUGACACCACGUACGACCGGUGGCGAGUUUUGUCCGCUUUACCGAUAAUGCAGGCACUCCACAACUACGAUGAGAUUAAAGGGACUGUCGAUGGUGCUCACGUGGCGAUGGAAGAGGACGGCACCUUUAUUGGCUAUUAUGCCUGCGGAAGCGCCAUGACGUAUUCACCAUUCUGGGUUUCCUCCGAGUCGAAUGGGGCUGCAGAUGCUCGUCCGGAGCUUUGUCCUUUGGGCAAGUAUGGAUACGAUGCACGUUGCAGGGGAUGGUACGAUUCGGGCAGAAACAUGUACCUUGAAAACGGCAACACGUUCUACUUGACACCACCGUACAAUGAUGCUAACGACGAAAGCUACAUCACACAGUCGGUGACAACUUCAAUCGUGAACCCAGAGACGAAGGAGCAUGUGGGCCAGAGUCUUGUCGAUUUCCAGGCCCAGACUGUCUUCGUUGCGUUGAACCACGAGAACACGCCACUCGGGGGAUACGGGUCGCCGGUGCUGAUAGCGCCUGAAUCUGGAGCAUUUGAAGGAGAUACAGUCAUUGGCCCAGGAUAUGUAAGUGACGGCCCCUCCCCGCGCAUCGAGGAUCUUAUUCUUGCGCAUGGAGGAGACCCCAACUGCUCCAGCGCUGGGUGUUUAGGCAGAGAGCAAUUUCGUGCCAUUGUACACAACAUGAAGAACGGCACCACAGGGGCCACACAGUUCUGGCGAACAGGGGAAGACGAUUCCCGAGAAGAAAUGUUCAUUGCGCAUGCGCCUGUCAACGUGAAACAGUUGGACCCGAAGAACAGUUCUGAUUUUGCCAGAGGUGUGGAGUCUCGGGACCACUUGAUCUACUCUCUUGCCUUUGUUACCCAGGUGGAUGGACUAUUGCAACCUUUCGAAGCCAUUGCAGAAGAAAUGCUUUACCAGAGAAAUGUUGCAAUCGGUGUACUUUGUAUUGUGAUUGUGUUGUCAGCGCUUCUUGUGCUUUACAUCUCAAGCAGUGUGGCAUCAUCAAUUACGAAACCGAUGCUUUAUUUGGUUGGACUGAUCCGACACAUCAAUCGGCUUUCGGUGGAUGACAUUUCAGCUUCGUUGACUCCCGAAGUGGACAAAGAUUAUGGUUGCCGCGAGGUUCGGCACGUGUCCAGCACGAUGGAAGUGCUGCACAAGGUUGUGCGAGACGCCAACGUUGCUUUCUUUGCCGGGGACGUUGAAACGGCGUAUGCUGUGUUGACAGAUACCUUGCGCCUGUUCCAGCGUUUGGACAACAAGAAAGCCAUUGGUGUGAGCAACAACAAUCUUGGCAACUGUAUGCUUACGAUGUAUCGCCGAAUGCAGACGACAAAGGAAGAGAAAGUGUGUGGUUUUACGCAAAAGGAACUUGUCCAAAAGGGAGUGGCGUACUUCCACAAGGCCAUCAAACUUGGAGAGGCGGCGUAUGAUGAUUUCUACGAAAGAGAAGGGUGGUCUCCCAACUGUCUCGAGUUUAUGCAGCACCUCUCCAAUCGCUAUUUCAAUCGGGCCAUGUUUCUUCUCACUGUUAAAGACAACCACAAGAAUCCCCGUGAGCUGGAAGAAUUGGGCUUUCGAGAUCUUCAGAUUGUUCGAGAUAUGGACGUGGAAAUUGUCGAUGAAGGCACCCAGGUCGGAUGGGAUGUUCGUACCGCCGACCAGCUGUUUGAUGUCAAGAUGAGUCGUAUCAAGGGCCACCUGUUGCUGCUGGAAAUGGGAUAUCCGGAUGAAUGGGAUAUCGACGAACUGUUGGACGAUGCAGUGAAGAUUGUCUCGGGUGAGCUUAAUAAGGGUGGAUCGAAGCUGUUUGUCGAGUUGUGCCAAGUGGGUCGAAUGCAGCAAGUCGAGGCAGAGUUGAUACGAUAUCUUCAGCUCAAGGGAGACCUGGAGAACGCCUCCAAGGUGGCAAUUAGGAUGCUGUUGGAGGACGAGUACACGCUCCCGGGUGCACAAACUCGGGCGGUGGAGGUGCUAUUGGAGUAUGUACAAAGUCAAGAAGAUACCGCUCAAUAUGAUCGACUCGUCAGACGAGAACUGGUCGACUACCAAGUGUGGGUGAACAUGGUGGACGAAGAGAAUGACCACCGGCUCUCUUCAGGCGCGGAUGGCAGUGAGAUCAACGAACGAUCUGAGGUGUUCCACUUAUCAACGGCACGGCUCUCUACCAGCUCGAGCGCAGACAUGACAAUCAGGAGGAGGAGUACUCUGAAAGAGAGUAUGCGAGGUGACUUUACGAUGGAAGUCUUUUAGAUCGCUUGAACGUACGGUCUCGCUUUUCAGUUUGCUUCUCUCCAGCCGACCAUGCGUUUAUUUCAUUCAUCCCUCCCGCUCGAGCGCUUACACGAACCUUCCCACAUGCAUAUCACGAGCCGUGACUUCGUUCUGGGGUCUUUGAGGAGGAUGGGAAUGGCCUGUCUCUAGGCUCUUGCAGAGAGGUACCGUCGCAUAAUGUGUUGUCAGAUCAGGUAAAGGGUGCUAGCCGGUACCAGUAGUCAGUACUAGAGUAUACUGGUACCAGUACUGACUUGAAGUCCAGUGUUGCUGUAGUAAUGUUAACCCUGAAUUUCAUGCUU
Molecule: messenger RNA, 6648 nt
Organism: Seminavis robusta
Lineage: Eukaryota; Bacillariophyta; Bacillariophyceae; Naviculales; Naviculaceae
Source: the annotation of a GenBank genome assembly